Molecule: messenger RNA, 5458 nt
Organism: Strongylocentrotus purpuratus (purple sea urchin)
Lineage: Eukaryota; Metazoa; Echinodermata; Echinoidea; Camarodonta; Strongylocentrotidae
Product: CDC42 small effector protein 2
Exons: 4
Coding region: 215-493 (92 amino acids)
Biological process (GO): regulation of Rho protein signal transduction
Cellular component (GO): plasma membrane
Molecular function (GO): small GTPase binding
Source: RefSeq, a predicted model, not a curated record
GUCCAGAAACAGCUUUAUAUCAAUAUCUACUGUACUGCACAACUAGCCAAUCUUACUGAAGACUGUUUUAAGGAAGGAGUGAACUUUGAGGCUUUCUUGAAGAGAAAGUGGGAAAGAACAGCAGAUAGAAGGAGGAAGAAAGAAGAGGGCAUAACCAGAGGGGUGAGAGAGCAGGGGCGAGGAAAUUGCGAAGGUGGCGAAGCAAAAGACAGCCAUGAGCGACAUGUUGGUGUGUUUUACCUGUUGUAUACCAGAACAGCCCCCUCCAAGGAGGCGAAAGAUUGAUAGGAGUAUGAUAGGUCUUCCAACAAAUUUCACUCACACUGGCCACAUAGGCUCAGGAGACAUGGCACCAACCCCAGAGAACAACCAUUUAAACUCAAUCCAAGUACAAAUGUCGUCAAAAGGCGGUUAUGAACACCUAUCGCCUGUAGCUGUUGACAGAAAACUAAUAGAUGUUAAAAGAACAGCAGCAGACACAACCGAAGAGUGAAUCAAUCUGCGCAUCUUAGGACACCUUUAUAUAAUCCUGUACAGUCCGUAUCGUGAAUGGUCCGACCUGUAGACAGAGACUGAGACUGAGCACUAUUUUUUAAAAUUCGGGGAAGAGAGAAGAAAUUAUAUAUUACAGCAAUCAAGAUUACAGCAAUCUAGAUUUUUCUUUAACUUUAUUUUCAUAUUAUUGGUGAUACUAAGAAAUCAUGAUGAGCAUCAGAAAUCGAAGUGUGUGUGUAAAUAACUAAGAAUGAAAUGACUUUUAUGUAUCAUUGCGGAAUUCUUGGAAGCUUACGCGAUACCAUAUUAAUGUGAGAGCAUAGGAUUGUAGUUCAACACUGUGUGUGGCACUGUGUGUGGCAUCAUUCAGGAAAUCCAAAAUGGACUCUACCUAACUGUACCCCUCCAAGCAGCAAGUGAAACUUUUCCAGUGAUUAGCUUUAUUGGAAAAGCUUUCCCAUACAGUUUGUGGUGCAAGUGUGUGCUGUAAGCCCCUAUACUAUUAGACUUGCUAGCCUUUGCCUGCCCUGAAUACACAACAUGAUCAGGAUUGUAAACUCUGUGAGCAUCAGUGGCUUUCUAGUUGGAUCAAGCUAACCGAGAGGAAAAGAAGCAUUGAAACAGGAGCCUCACUUGAAUCAAGAAUACCAGCAGAAUUAACUGAACAUAUGUAAUACCAUCAUUCUUGUUUCUUUACAAAGAAAAUAAAAGAAGAGAUUAUUAACAUAAUAUAUAUAGCCAUUACAAGAAUAUGAUAUUGCCUCACCUAAUUCAGAGUCUACCAGACAACGAGUAAAUGCUAAGGGAAAAUAUCAAAUUCUUGAUUCAUUGCUAGAAAUGAUAUGUAUCUAUAUAGCAAGACUGAUAUUAUCAUUUGAAGGAAGAAGCGUGUAAAUGUGAAAGUAAUUAACUAUUGAUAUCUGAAUAGUUUGACGUUUAUUCUCUGUCAUCGUUCUAAAAAGACAAUGGUCCAUUUUCUGCUAAUUCAGUUACACUCAACUCUGGGUUUAAUAUCACGUUCAUCAAAAGGAAAACUUGGACCUUUAGAAUAACUUCUUUUGUUGCAUCCGUGUUUAGACAGAAACAGAAACACAGCGUCAGAUUUGAAUUAGUAGAAUACUGGCAAAUAUGCCUUUGAUUUUCUUCCAUUAUGACAUUUUGAAAUGACGAAUACCACAGCUACAUGUACACAUACUAGAAGCUAGAAUAGUGUUGGAUUAUGUUAUCUGCUGUGCAUGUAGCUCCUGUGAUUGCAAUUAAUGCUUGAUCUGUAUGGUUUCCUUGAAGAUCUUCCUUCUCUUUGUACAUGUACAUGUAUGUGAUGCUUACCAAACACUACAAAUGAGUACAUUUCACCUUUAACAUUUCUUCCUUCUUGUUCUAAUGUCAAAGGUCACUCAUGUCUAUUGUUAUUGAAUGUCUUUCAUUCCCUAUUAGUUAUGUCAAGUUUUCUUGGUAUGAGCUUCUCAUGCACACAAAUCUGUCUCUUUUACAUGAACUUUUGACUCGUACAAAAUCAUUCAAGGUCUCAUUGAAAAUUUAUACAUGUAUUAAUCUCCCUUUGAUUAUUUUGAAAUUUUGAAAAUGUUUGUAUAGCGGUAUAUAAAUUGAUGCAGACGUAAUGUUUUACAAAAUAUCAGAUACUUCCACUUUCAUACAAAUCUAUUUUCAUUGUAAAGUGACAUUUUAUUAUGAAAAAUAAAUAAAUAUUAAAUCAGUUGUAGUUGAUCAAUAGUGCUUCCAGUGAUUUCUAUUUCAAAUAACUUUUUUUUUCAAUAUGAAAUAUGGAAAACCUUUGAAAUAUAUAUCUUUUCAAUCAGGAAAUUAAAUUUUAUUGUACACAUGAUAAUCAAAUCUUGAACCAAUUAGGCAUGUUUGUGAAAUUGAAUUUAUUUGAAUGAGCUAAUUUAUUGGUUUCACCUUUAUCGCGCUUGAAUAAUACAUUGCCACAUGGUCGAUUUUGAUUAGCCAAUCUUUGCGGAAAGUGAAAGUAAUGCCAACUCAUGGCUAUGAGAUCAUAUUGCUCUAUAUUCUUGUAAUUGUUUCUGUCGCAAUUAUUUUGCAAUCUUGAUGCUUCCUUUGAUCAAUUUAGUAGAGACUGGUUAACACGGGUUGUUUUUAAUUUGAACUCUUGUCAUAUGCGAGAGAGGAGGACUUUAUGUGUACAUACUUUGUUCUUUCAAAUCAUUUAUGUUUUUUAUGCUGUUUUCUAGAAAAUCAAACGCUGAGGUAUUGAGUUAAUUGAAAUAAUAUGGCUCUCCAUUUUUGUGUUAUUCACAAAUAAUUCAGCCUGUGGAAUAUUAUGAGAUGCCUUUUGUGAGAAGUGUAUUGACAUACAAAUCCAAUACAGUAAGAUAAAGAAAUUAAUUUCUUCAAAAGAACAUAUCUAUAGUUUUGAUAUCUCAAAUCAACUUGAUGAUUAAUUGCUUUUUCUUUGUGUUCAUACUCCUUGGUUCUCAGCGGUGAAAGGUUAUUUUUAGAAUUGCCAGUCACUUAAAAAUGGUACAGAAGUCAUUACAGCAAUGAAUUUUUGAUAUCCUGUUUAGACUACUGGAAUAUAAACGAAACCCCUUAAAGAACGACGUAUAGCAAAAGGGGAGUGGUUGGAUAACAUUGUAUAGAGAAACUAGUUUUGCAAAGGUCAGUUGACAUGACAGCUAGCCAAUCAUCAGUGCACAGUGCUCACUCAUAAUAUGCCCUACCUUGUUACAAAAUGUUCGUUUAGUUAUACGACGUUCAGACUGCAAGAGAACAACAUCCAUGUAUUGCAUAGCUGUACAAUUAUCUUAUUUAUAGCCAUAUGAAGAAAUGUACUGGUAGGUAAUCUAAAUGGGGAUUAAUCUCUGUAUACAUGUACAUGUAUGUCAUUGUUUAUAAAUAAUUGCUGAUCAACCCCUUCCUGUCCAUUUUUUUCAAAGGAAACUGGUCAUAGCGGCCAAUACUGUGCAAGGAAGUCUGUUCAUUCUUGCACAUAACAAUUUGUUAACUAAAGAACUUGUCACGUUCAAGUCAAGAUGUUGGUGGGACUAGUAAUGGGAGUCAUGGGACUAUUUUUGUUAUGGCAAUCAUUCUUGCUUUAUAUCAUCCUAUGUCAAAAAUAGAUUUUUCUCAUCAUUAUUAAAACUUAUAAUAUAUUUCAAUGACUUAUUACAGCCUCCCAGGAAUAUGGCACAAGACAUGUAAUCCAUCUUUGUCAAUGUUUCUAUAAAGAAACUGAACAAAACAUAUUUUUAUGAUUCUGACUGAAAUAAUGGUUUGAUGCUCAAGUUUGAUUGACACCAAUUCAUUGGUUAUGACGACUGAUAUGUUGUGCCACAUUACAGAACUUUAGGAGCCAUAUCAAUUAAAGGAUAUUUGGGGAGCAGUCGAUCAAAUCUUUGAAGUAAGCUUAAUCAUUGAAACCGAUGGGUGUCCACUGCACUCCAUCACAACCUGCAAUCAUACUUUGUUCUCCCAGUAAGCACUAACAAAGCUAGAAUGAAAACCAGUCUAUUUCAUUUGGAGAUGUGUUCUGCUGAGACUAUGUCUUGUUGGUCUGGCUUCAUGGAAUCUUCUACAUGUGAAGAGCAUAAAAUUAAAAAAAUAUGUCAUUAAAACUUCUCGGGCCGACUAAUUUUUCUGUCUAUGAUUUAGCACCUUCAUGAUUCCUUACCUCCCUGUAAGAUACUGGUUGCCAUAUUGAUGUGCCAGGGAUUGUUGUCGUUGGGUCUUAUCAGGAAGAAAAGAAGACUUUUUUUUAAUUCUAACAUCUCAUGACAAUGAUUGUCUAUUCAUUGCUCAUUUCUACUUUUGUAUAUUUAUCUUUUCAUAUUGUUUUGCUUGGCAUUUGUAAAUAUAUAAUAUAUCAUUGAUGAUCUUGGAAUCGAAUGAAGAGAAAUUUUAAAAUUUAUCUUUAGCACCAGUUGUAAUCGUAUAUAUAUCUGUAAAUGAUGUUUAAGUGUACUUACUGCAACCAAGAAACAAAAAGAGAUAGGCAAAAUAUUAUAUAUUAUAAUUUAGUGUGGAGAUAUGUGUAUAAAGAGUCAGCUUUGAUUGAUGUAUGAAUAAUUUGCAAGAAAAUAAUGCAUGGGAACAAGAAGGUCAUAUUGUGUAUAGUUUGGCUUUUUGAGAAAUGUUUGAAAUUGCAAUAUGCCAUUGACAUGUACAGUUUGUACAUUGUGCCAGAUAUCCAAACUACAUUUACAUGUGACCUUCUGCAGUCCAUAUACAGCACCAGUUGUAUGUGUAUAUUCAAUUACUUGUAUGAUAUUUUUGGUGUAGGGUUAUGUUGUAUUUUCUUUCACAUCUUUUGAAGUAGAUGGUACAUUCUGAAUGGAGAAUAGCAACCAAGUGACCAAUUGAUAUUUCCAAUAGAAUCAAUAAAAUCUAGUUAAUAAUGUUUUCAUAAAAUCAUUCUCAUGAAAAUAGUGACUGAAGAAUAAUGUAAUUAAAUUAAUUUGAUGGUUGUGUCUAUAACAUUGACAAAUCAUGAGGACCACAUUAAAAAUGGAAUAUUUGUUAUUAAUCCAUGAAUGUCUCCUUGCCAAGAUCAUAACAAGUAAACAAUGCAUCUAUUCCAAAUUUUACUUUAAUUAAUAAAAGAAGAAAAGAGCAAAACCUUCUGGAUUCUAAAUGUGUUUUACUUUGUCUGAUUCUUCCUGCAAAUUGAAUUUCUUUCCAAAGCUUUCAAAAUUGAUCUUUGUUAAGUCCUCAUUUUUGAAAAGUCUUUAUGAUUGAUGACAUAAAUCCCUUGCAUUAUUUGUUAUGUUUUUAAUUUCCAUUUAAUUCCAUUUUCCGAGGCUUGUCAUCAUGUUAAGAUUGCUUUUCUGCAUUAGUGUCAUACAAUUAUUAUGUAAGUAGAUUAUUUUGUCCAUGUAGGUGUAGGUUUUUGUUGUACUGUCAAAAGGUUCAUUUGUUUCUGUACUAAGCUGCUUUUCUUGGUUUUUUGUUUGAAUGCAAUAAUAUUUUGAAUCAAGUCAAUGAA